AUGUUUUCUUCAGCGCGAACGAUCUGCCUUGGUCUCUGCGUCGCCACUACCACACUUGCCUUUCCAACAUGGCCUGACAAAACUGAUGAACUGGAACAGACAAUGUUUGUUGCCAGCGGGUAUGGGAGAAGGGGCUUCCUGGACGACAUACCCACUUGUGGUUUCAGUCACGAGGGACCCGAGGGAUUGGGGCGAAUCAACUCCGCAGAAUGGAUCAGAAACGGCUUUCACGACAUGUCGACGGCGGACGUGAUCGCUGGGACCGGGGGCCUCGAUGGAUCAAUUAUGUUCGAGACCGAGAGACUCGAGAAUGACGGCCCUGCUUUCAACCACACAUUGGGUUUCUUGGGUGCAUUCUACGGGUCAGAAACCUCCAUAUCAGAUCUCAUUGCUCUUGCGGUUUGGGCUGCCGUGAGACAAUGUGGCGGCCCUCUUCUUACUAUGAGAGCCGGACGAGUCGACGCCACAGAAGCUGGACCGUACGGUGUUCCGGAACCGCAAGAAAACAUCACUUCUCUCACGGACAAGUUCGCGCGACAGGGAUUCAACAGCGAAGAAAUGAUUGCAUUAAUUGCUUGCGGACACACACUUGGAGGAGUUCAUGGGGCCCAGUUCCCAACCAUAGUUCCCGAUGCUGGGACCGCAGGGAACAACUUCUCUACCUUCGAUUCUACGACGAGGUUCGACAACAUGAUCGCGACUGAAUACAUUGCCGGAACCACAACCAAUCCACUCGUUGUCGGUGCCGACCCUGCACUGAACUCCGACGCGAGGGUGUUUUCAUUAGACGGAAAUGCUACGAUGCAGUCGCUGACCGACCCUGCCGUAUUUGCAGACACAUGUGCCCGACUUCUGACGAGAAUGAUUGACACCGUACCGGCUGGGGUGGUCUUGUCGGAGCCUCUAGAGGCAUACGAUGUCAAGCCAGGCUUGCUAAACCUCGAGCUAUCCGAGGAUGGAAGAAACGUCACCUUUACUGGGAACAUCCGAGUGAAAACGACUUCCCGUCCCAGGACGGACAUCACGUCUGUCUCACUUCUCUACACUGCGUUGGAUGGAACUACGGGGACCAUCCUCACCCGACAAGCAACCUUUCAAGGCGGGUCGGCCACUGGCCUUACCGAUGAUUUCCAGCACUACGAGAUUUUCGCUGAUCUCCCCGCCUCAUCAUCCAUCUCCUCCUUCACGGUUUCCAUAGCCUUGACCAACGGCACCGUCGAGACCUACGACAACAACGGCGUCGGAUACCCCGUGUCCUCCACUAUCAUGCUCUCAAACAGCCGCAGCUGUCUCCGAACAGAUCUCCCGUACAAAGCAACGAUCGUAGCUGCUGUGCGCGGCACAUUCGCCCCCGAGGACGUGAAAAUCGUCUACACCGUGCCAGUGCCCCGACAAGGCAGCAUCAUCCCCUCUCUCGUAACUAAAAAUGCGACCAUGGCCCUCAACAGUACCCUGGGGGACUUCGGCAUCUACUCGGUUGACGUGCCGCUCCUCGUGGACCAGCUGAACGAAAUAACCUUCGAUCUCUACGCCGGCGAGAACAAGGAUUAUUAUCGGAACGCGGCCAAUUUCCAGUCGUGCUCUUAG
Molecule: messenger RNA, 1587 nt
Organism: Drepanopeziza brunnea f. sp. 'multigermtubi' MB_m1
Lineage: Eukaryota; Fungi; Ascomycota; Leotiomycetes; Helotiales; Drepanopezizaceae
Biological process (GO): cellular response to oxidative stress; response to reactive oxygen species; hydrogen peroxide catabolic process
Molecular function (GO): heme binding; peroxidase activity
Source: RefSeq, a predicted model, not a curated record